UAACACCGGUGAUAAUGGUUUACGAGAUUACCCUUUUAAUUUAUGAUACUCUCCACGACGGUAUUCGCACUAGCCAGUUUUCUGAUCUUCAGGUUUCUGCUACAAAGGACGCUUUCUGGAAGUAGUUGUUUAAAUGGAUAUUAGGUACAACGAAGAAAUAAACUAAAUAGAUUCGCCGCUGCUCAGUCGGCAGCAGCCGGACGCGGCGCAUGCGCGGCGCUAUCGAUCGCGGCGCCGACUUCAGGUGUUUCCGAGAAUCGCUUCCAAAUGAGUACAUAGCCCCGUGGUUCCCGAAUGCGGCUCCGGACGCCGAGUGGUGGUCGCGCGAUGUGCGCGGAGUGGUGGGCGUGGUGGGCGCGGUGGGCGCUGGCGGCGGCGCUGGCGGGCGCGGGCGGCGCGCGCGAGCUGGACCCCGCGGCGUGCGCGGCGCGCUUCGACGUGCAGCGCGACAAGAUCAUCCGCACGGAGGAGUCGCGCGAGAUGGGCGCGCGCUACCUGUCGGAGCUGGACGUGGGCGCGCGCGCCGAGUGCCUGCGCCUGUGCUGCGAGACCGACGCCUGCGACGUGUUCGUGUUCGAGGAGAAGAGCCCCGGCAGCUGCUACCUGUUCGACUGCGGGCCGCCGGAGGACUUCCGCUGCAAGUUCACGGCGCACGGCAACUUCAGCAGCGGCGUGCUGGCGCUCAGCCGCCGCCUCGCCGAGCUGCAGGACCGCGAGCGCCUCGCGCACCACGAGAGGGAGCUCGCUAGCCUGAGGAGUCCGCCGAGCAGCACGGCCAGCACGCCGCCGCCGGCGCGCAGCACGGCGCCGCCGCGCCCGCCGCCGCCGCGCGAGCCGCCGCCGCCGCCCCCCGCGCUGCCAACAGGGCGGUGCAGCCGCUACCAGUUCGAGUGCCGCGUGGGCGGCGAGUGCAUCGCCGUGUACAACGCGUGCGACGGCGUGCCGCAGUGCGCCGACGCCAGCGACGAGGCGCCGGAGCUGGGCUGCCCGCCGCCGCCCGAGCCCGCGCCGCCGCCCACCACCACACCACCGCCCACACCACAGAUUCAGCUUCAAGAGAGUGUGGAGGAAGGCUCGGUCGCGGCGCCCGCGCGGCCGAGCGGCGACGCGGCGGUCGAGGGCGCCGCUCUGUGGCCGCACCGCCUCACGCAGGCUCAGCCGCCGCACCGCUACAGCGCAGGCAGCGCGAGCGGUGCGGGCGGCUCGCACAUCUUCAGCCAUAAGGGCGGGCUGCUACAGGAGGGCGCCUUCGAGCCGCCGCCGGCGCGCGCGCCCUGGCCGCCGCGCGCCUGGCCGCCGCCGCCGCCGCCGCCGCCAGGUGAGUGCAGUGUAGCUUCAUGCUACAGGAGGGCGCCUUCGAGCCGCCGCCGGCGCGCGCGCCCUGGCCGCCGCGCGCCUGGCCGCCGCCGCCGCCGCCGCCGCCAGGAGGGCGCCUUCGAGCCGCCGCCGGCGCGCGCGCCCUGGCCGCCGCGCGCCUGGCCGCCGCGCGCCUGGCCGCCGCCGCCGCCAGGUGAGUGCACGGUAGCUUCAUGCUACAGGAGGGCGCCUUCGAGCCGCCGCCGCCAGGAGGGCGCCUUCGAGCCGCCGCCGGCGCGCGCGCCCUGGCCGCCGCGCGCCUGGCCGCCGCGCGCCUGGCCGCCGCCGCCGCCAGGUGAGUGCACGGUAGCUUCAUGCUACAGGAGGGCGCCUUCGAGCCGCCGCCGCCAGGAGGGCGCCUUCGAGCCGCCGCCGGCGCGCGCGCCCUGGCCGCCGCGCGCCUGGCCGCCGCCGCCGCCGCCGCCAGAUGAGUGCACUGUAGCUUCAUGUGCCACAGGCGAGGGCGAGGGCGAGGGCGUGGACGCGGAGCGCGGCUGGGGCUACGCGCGCCUGGACUGGCCCGACGUGGAGCCUCACCGCGCCUGGCCCGUGCCGCCGCCCCGCCCGCAACCGGAGCUCCCUCUGUACUUGCCCGCGAAGACGAUGCCGGAGAUGCCGAUGGUGUACGCGAGCCAGCAGCACACGCUGCGCGACGGCCCCAAGAAGGGCUUCGAGCUGAGCGCGGGCCCCGCGCCGCCCGCCGCGCCGCCGCCCGCGCCGCUCGCGCCCAGCGCGCCGCCCGCGCCGCCGCGCGCCGCCGGCGAGGACAAGCCCGCGCCGGUCGAGAACACUACCAAGAAGAAGGCCUUGAAAGAUAACACGGCGCAGGCCGGCGGAGUCCCGGCGGAGGCGCGCGAGGCGCACGAGGCGCACGAGGCGCACGAGGCGCAGCGCUGGGCGGACGAGCACGACGGCCUCAGCGAGCGCCCGCCCGCCGCCGUGCUGCUGCUCGUGCUGGGCACGCUCAUGACGGCGUCGCUGGGCGCGCUGCUGGCGUGCCGCGCGCGCGCCGCGCGCCGCCGCCGCCGCGCGCACCCGCGCCUCGCGCUCGACGCCGACUACCUCGUCAACGGCAUGUACCUCUGAGCGGCCGCCGCCCAGCGGCCUCGGGAGCUCGACCGCCAUCGAGAUGAACUUCACAGCGCUACCUCGCACGCAGCGCAGAACAGGCGGAGCUUGACAUAGUAGCUACGAUGCGGCGCAGAUCAAUCGUGUUUGGCGUACCGACCGACUCAGUACAAAAGGCAGUUAGUCGCGCUAGGCAAGUUAGUCACACACAGAGCCGUCCGCCCAGCAUUGAGCAGUCGCAGUUCAUAAUAUUAUAGAAGUCAAUUUCCAACAGCGCCACUUAUAAUAAAUCGCAGUUUAAGAACGUGAAUAUUUUGGGCCUUAUCAAAACCAAUAAAAUAUUUCAUUACAACACGUUUGAAUACUAAAUUUUUAAUUUUUAAUUAUUAAAGUGUUUUGUAGAAGAGACAAAAAUACAUUACCUAUGUCACCUAAGUACAUACUAUUAAAAACUUAUUUGAUCUUAAUGAUAGGUCACAGCAAAUCUCUUCCAUUCAUCUAGCUUGUUAUUUUCAUCGCAUUUUUUUGUAAUACUUAUAUUUUUAAUAUUAUUAGAGCUACCUAAUAUCAGGUAGGUAAGUAACUAGUUACCUAAUGCAUGUACACCUACCUAAUUAUUAUUAUUGUACAAAAUAUUUUGAUAGGCGUAAAGUUUAAUAUUCUUACAUAGAUUUCAUUUCAAGUUUGCAGUCUAGAUAAUAGAUUGUUCUGGGUUCUAAGAGAUUGUUAUUUUGAAAUUAAAGUAUAAUUUCAACUGUUU
Molecule: messenger RNA, 3184 nt
Organism: Maniola jurtina (meadow brown)
Lineage: Eukaryota; Metazoa; Arthropoda; Insecta; Lepidoptera; Nymphalidae
Product: basic proline-rich protein
Exons: 14
Coding region: 295-2442 (715 amino acids)
Molecular function (GO): protein binding
Source: RefSeq, a predicted model, not a curated record